AUGUGGAGGCGAACGUACCUGCUGCUCCUGCUGGUCCGGGUGUAUUUUGCUCUGUCGCCGAGCUAUCUGCACCCCGACGAGCACUUCCAGGGGCCCGAAGUUUUUGCUGGGCGCAUCUACUCCUAUCCAUCCCUCCUGACCUGGGAAUUCACCUCGCAACAUCCCAUCCGCAGCGUGUUCCCGCUAUGGCCCGUGUACGGGCUGCCCAUGAGCCUGCUGAAAUGGUUCUACAACGAGACCGGCUUCACCAGCCCGCCUGCCGACCUGGUUUAUUAUAUCUUGCGCGCUGGCAUGUUUGUCAUGAGCUUCGUGUUUGAGGACUGGGCCAUCUACGAGCUGGUGCCCACGCCGCGAUACCGCGUGCCCGCCGUGGUGCUGGUUGCCUCGUCGUAUGUCACCUGGACGUAUCAGACGCACACUUUUUCCAACUCGCUCGAGACGCUGUUGGUCGCCUGGGGACUGGUUUUGAUUCGCCGCAUUAUUGAUAAUAAGAAACACUCGGCCUUCUUUUCUUGCGCCGUCUUGUCGUUUGUCGCCGUGCUGGGUGUAUUCAAUCGAAUCACCUUUCCAGCAUUUCUCGUCGUGCCUGGGUUGCAGCUGCUACCGCAUUUUCGUCGCAAGCCGUUCUCACUCGUCGUCCUCGUCGCAUUCGGUCUGCUAUUUACAGGAGUCGCCAUUCUAACCGAUAGUCUCUUCUACCGCUCCUUCAGCCUCGAAGAAACCAUCCGCAACCCGGUCAUCACGCCUCUCAACAACCUGCGGUAUAACUCCAAUACCCUCAACUUGGCGGAACAUGGUCUGCACGCGCGGUACCAGCACUUUCUUGUGAACCUGCCACAGCUCCUGGGGCCGGCCUUUGUUGUGCUCGUGCUCCAUCUAUUUACCGACAAGUCACGGGCAUUGCAAACCUUUUACAACGGGCGAGCCGUCUCCGCCAUAUCGGCCACGAUGAUUCUGUCCAUCUUUCCGCACCAAGAACCGCGCUUCUUGCUGCCAUGUGUGCCUUUGCUCCUGACAUGUAUCCGGCCACUCAGAUCGCGCCCGUUUCUUGUUGCUUGGCUGUGUUUUAACGUUGCCAUGGGGUAUCUGAUGGGGGUGUACCACCAAGGCGGCGUGGUGCCUACGCAGCUGGAAAUCCCCUCGAUCAUUGCAUCCAAACUGCCUGUUCAGACAUUGUCUGCAGGAACCAACGUGACAGUAUUCUGGUGGAAAACGUACUCCCCGCCGUUGUGGCUGCUGGGUGACAGCAACAACAGCAACAAUAACCACAACACAAUAACCAACACCAUCGACCUAAUGGGCAUGCGCGCGCCAGAAAUGAUCUCGCGCAUCGACACCGCGGUCCCGCUAUGCCAUAACAAAAACCGGCCCAGUAAUUCAGACCUGAUACUUCUGGUUGCCCCUCGAUCUGCCACCUUUCUCGACACUUAUACUACUACUACUACUGCUAGUCAUGCUGAACGACCGCUCCGCAUGCAAGAAUUAUACACGUACAAAAAGCACAUCAACCUCGAUGAUCUCGACUUUGCAGACGACGGUGUCUUGCACACUAUUCAUAGGGUUAUUGGGCGGCGCGGGCUGAGUGUUUGGGCGGUUGAGCGGGAGGGAUCCAUGCAGGCCUUUCGCCGCAACACGCUCUCUGCUCUGCAGAAUGCUUCCAAACAGCAGCAGCGCCGUACAUAUGUUGGUGCCAGCGCAGCAUAUGCGUCGACUGCCAACAACCUUCGCAUAAACGGCGACACUCGCGUCAUCUUCCAGGGUUUCACUGGAAAGCAGGGAACCUUCCACGCUGAGCAGGCCAUCGCCUACGGUACAAACGUUGUCGGUGGAACAAACCCCAAGAAAGCUGGAACUACGCAUUUGGACAAGCCAGUCUUUGCGUCUGUCCGCGAUGCUGUCAAGGAGACCGGAGCUACCGCCUCGGCUAUCUUCGUUCCUCCUCCCGUGGCUGCUGCUGGUAUUGAAGAGGCGAUUGCGGCUGAAAUUCCGCUCGUCGUUUGCAUUACUGAGGGUAUCCCCCAGCACGACAUGGUUCGCAUCACCGACAUCCUGAAGACGCAGAACAAGACUCGCUUGGUCGGACCCAACUGCCCUGGUAUCAUUGCUCCGGGUCAAUGCAAAAUCGGCAUCAUGCCCGGCUUCAUCCACAAGCGCGGUCGCAUUGGCAUCGUGUCCCGUUCCGGAACCCUGACCUACGAAGCCGUCAACCAGACCACACAAGCCGGUCUGGGCCAGUCCCUCGUCGUCGGCAUUGGUGGCGAUCCUUUCUCUGGAACCAACUUCAUCGACUGCCUCAAGAUCUUCUUGGAAGAUGAGGAGACCGACGGCAUCAUUAUGAUUGGUGAAAUUGGCGGUAGCGCCGAGGAAGACGCAGCCGAGUUCCUCAAGAGCGAGAACAAGAAGAACAAGCCCGCUGUCAGCUUCAUUGCUGGAAUCAGUGCCCCGCCCGGCCGACGAAUGGGUCACGCUGGAGCUAUUGUUAGUGGUGGUAAAGGUGGCGCUGACUCCAAGAUUGCUGCCCUUGAGGCCGCUGGUGUCAUUGUCGAGAGGAGCCCGGCUUCUCUGGGCAAGACUCUGCUUGCAGAAUUCGUCAAGCGCGACCUCGUUUAA
Messenger RNA from Talaromyces rugulosus, 2610 nucleotides. RefSeq lists its product as uncharacterized. The transcript has 11 exons. Gene Ontology annotation, cellular component: succinate-CoA ligase complex (ADP-forming); mitochondrion. Gene Ontology annotation, molecular function: succinate-CoA ligase (GDP-forming) activity; succinate-CoA ligase (ADP-forming) activity; glycosyltransferase activity. Gene Ontology annotation, biological process: tricarboxylic acid cycle. NCBI's taxonomy places the organism in Eukaryota, Fungi, Ascomycota, Eurotiomycetes, Eurotiales, Trichocomaceae. The record is from RefSeq and is a predicted model, not a curated record. The coding region runs from base 1 to 2610 and encodes 869 amino acids.